GUCCGUGUACAGCACGACAAUGCUCAAUAACUUAGCAUUGCGAAUGGCUAUAAGAAAGCGGGUCGCGACUUUGACGGCAUCGUUCUGCACCUUAUCCAUUCGACCGAGGCGGGCAAAAUGCUGCGGGGUGCUUCCUUGCGGUCGUCUCUACUGAUACUCGCGGGGGUUGCCCUCGUAGUUCUGCUCUUGGCAACGUCCGUGGAAGGCCGCAGCGGUAGGAUGCAGUGGCCGCGGUUCGUGUAUUGCAUCAACAGGCGAGCGGGCCCCGUGUUGGGCACGCCCAGUGGCAGCUGUGCCUCCCGCAAGAUGCUUGGACAGUUCCGCACCAUGAACCGAGUGAACUGCAGGAAUUGCGACAAGUAUUUCCACUGCAUGGCCAACUGGCUGGCGACUCGUAGGUGCCGGGGACGGUUCAACCGGUACGUCGCCAUAGUCAUCAGCCACUGCAGGGAGUACUCACAGCCCGGAAACCCAGCUGACAGGCGCGGCGACGAAGCGGCUAACCGAUUUGGCCGUGCCGGCGGAAACUGCGGUGCGCGCUAUUUGCGUCGACACCGAUGUGCCUACAAUCCGAGAACGGGACGGUGCAAGUGGUGAACACGGAAAUCUCCGACAUGUGCAGGCAGCGGCGACUGACUGCUUUGUCCUGAACGGCGCAUGUUCCUCUCAAAACCCGCCUGAUACGUGUGAAGCAUAAAUAUAGUUGAGAUUCAUUUCAGAAA
Rhipicephalus sanguineus (brown dog tick) is the source of this 722-nucleotide messenger RNA. RefSeq lists its product as uncharacterized. Gene Ontology annotation, cellular component: extracellular region. NCBI's taxonomy places the organism in Eukaryota, Metazoa, Arthropoda, Arachnida, Ixodida, Ixodidae. The transcript has 3 exons. Bases 118 to 597 code for a protein of 159 amino acids. The record is from RefSeq and is a predicted model, not a curated record.